UCUCCAAGUCGCAAAGGCCUGUGGGCCGGGUCAAUGGUUGGUGAGUACAGGAGCCGGUGAGAGGAGCUGUCGCCCCCCUGAGCCCCUCCAGUCAUCGCCCAAGCCAUGGAGGCGCUUAUCCCGGUCAUUAACAAGCUGCAGGAUGUCUUCAAUACGGUCGGAGCCGACCUCAUCCAGCUGCCGCAGAUCGUGGUAGUGGGGACCCAGAGCAGCGGGAAGAGCUCUGUGCUCGAGAGCCUGGUGGGCAAAGAUCUCCUCCCCCGAGGAACUGGGAUUGUGACCCGGAGACCCCUGAUCCUGCAGCUGGUGCACGUUUCCCCCGACGACCGCCGCAAAACCUCCGGGGAUGAGAACGACCCUGAUUCCUGGAAAAAUCCAAGGCACCUUUCCAAAGGAGUCGAUGCUGAAGAAUGGGGGAAAUUCCUUCACACAAAGAAUAAGAUAUACACGGACUUUGACGAAAUCCGGCAAGAAAUUGAAAAUGAAACGGAAAGGAUUUCUGGCAAUAAUAAAGGUAUUAGCUCAGAACCGAUUCACCUGAAGAUUUUCUCUCCCCACGUUGUGAAUUUAACCCUCGUAGAUCUCCCCGGAAUGACAAAGGUACCCGUCGGCGACCAGCCCAAAGACAUUGAGGUCCAAAUCCGAGAAUUAAUUUAUCGCUACAUCGGUAAUCCCAAUUCCAUAAUCCUGGCGGUGACGGCUGCUAAUACAGACAUGGCGACGUCCGAAGCGCUAAAAAUCGCUCGGGAGUCGGAUCCGGACGGUCGGAGAACGCUUGCCGUUAUAACGAAGCUCGACCUCAUGGACGCUGGAACGGACGCCAUGGACGUUCUCCUUGGAAGGGUGAUUCCGGUGAAGCUUGGCAUUAUCGGCGUGGUCAACAGGAGUCAGCUGGACAUCAACAACAAAAAGACCGUGGCCGACUCGAUCCGAGACGAGCACGGCUUCCUCCAAAAGAAAUACCCGUCUCUAGCAAACCGAAACGGAACCAAAUACCUGGCGCGCACCCUGAACAGGCUGUUGAUGCAUCACAUCAGGGACUGUUUGCCGGAGCUGAAGACCCGGAUAAAUGUUUUGGCCGCUCAAUACCAGACGCUACUCAACAGCUACGGCGAGCCGGUGGAGGACAAGAGCGCCACGCUGCUGCAGCUCAUCACAAAGUUUGCAACAGAAUAUUGCAACACGAUCGAGGGGACCGCGAAAUACAUCGAAACGUCUGAGCUGUGCGGCGGAGCGAGGAUCUGCUACAUAUUCCACGAAACCUUCGGAAGGACGCUGGAGUCUGUCGAUCCGCUUGGGGGUCUGACCACAAUUGACAUUUUGACAGCCAUCAGAAAUGCAACGGGCCCCAGGCCGGCUCUCUUUGUGCCGGAGGUUUCUUUUGAGUUGCUGGUGAAGAGACAGGUGAAGCGUCUGGAGGAGCCGAGCUUACGCUGCGUGGAGCUGGUUCACGAGGAAAUGCAGCGGAUCAUCCAGCACUGCAGCAAUUACAGUACCCAGGAGCUACUCCGUUUCCCCAAACUCCAUGACGCCAUUGUUGAGGUUGUAACGUCUCUUCUGCGCAAGCGGCUUCCGGUAACCAAUGAGAUGGUGCACAACCUGGUGGCUAUCGAGUUGGCGUACAUCAACACCAAGCAUCCGGACUUUGCUGAUGCCUGCGGGGUGAUGAAUAAUAACAUAGAGGAGCAGAGACGGAAUAAACUAGCCCGGGACUUUCCUGCGCCGCCAGGGCCGAGAGAUAAGCCGAUCAAAGCUCCGGGGCCUCUGGCACCGGCUCCCCCGGAGCUCUCCUCUGCUGCCGCUGCUUCCGAAACCGAUGCCAAGGCAGCCCCGUCUGGGGAUAACGUCCCCGAUUCCGGAACAGGUAACUGGAGGGGGAUGUUUAAGGCCUCCAAAGGCGAGGACCCUUCGCAAGACGAGAAGAAUAACCCCGUAGCCCUUGUUCCCGCCAGCCCACACAGGGUCCACGCAGUUAACCUCCUGGAUGUGCCCGUACCCGUCGCCCGAAAGCUUUCAGCUCGAGAGCAGCGUGACUGCGAAGUCAUCGAGAGACUCAUUAAGUCGUACUUCCUCAUCGUCCGGAAGAAUAUCCAGGACAGCGUGCCGAAGGCUGUCAUGCACUUCCUAGUGAACCACGUGAAAGACACUUUGCAGAGCGAGCUCGUGGGCCAACUUUACAAAUCCAUGCUGCUCGAGGACCUCCUGACGGAGUCCGAGGACAUGGCCCAGCGCAGGAACGAAGCUGCGGAUAUGUUAAAGGCCUUGCAGAGAGCCAGCCAGAUCAUCGCGGAAAUCCGAGAGACGCACCUUUGGUGAGCGGAGGGGGGGUCUUCGUGGAAAAGGGACGGCAGGAACUCGAAACGGCCGAGAAUAAGAUUGCCCGUCGGCCGCCUACUUGGUAGAAUUUUAUUUAUGAAUCCUCUAGCCCCGUUGGGCACCGUACGGAAAGAAUGGAUGUCCGAGGGGGGGGAACCACUGUAUUUAGCAAGUUAUACAAUCCGCAUAAUAAAUAUUACGUCCAAACGCUGCCCCUCGCUGAAUUCCUGUUGUGAUUGGUGGGUUUUCACCCCGAAACAUUUCCCCAUAUAAAAAAUAUACAAUGUUCUGGCAACAUUUAAAUAUUCUGAGCGUUACGAGACCCGGGUCGUCUAUGUUGGGGGGGUGAAGAGACAUUUGUCUCCCCGUAUUUAAUCGUAUCACGUUAACGAGCACACGGCGUAGUCGGCCACUUAUAGAAGAUGUUAAAAUACGUGGAUAUUGGGUCUUAGUUUUUAUCCAAAAGCUGUAUUUUUACAUUUUAAGUGCGUACCCCCCCCCCGGACCCUUUAGAGAUGUGGGGGUCCCUGUAAUUGUCUACGAUUGUUUCUGUUGGAGAUAAAAUGACAUUGAAAGGUACGCGAGAGGCAGCUGGACGAGAAGGGAUACCCUGCCGCUAUCCCUGCCCCACACGGCGACUUACGUUCAAUUGCUUUAUUGCUGAAUAUUUUGUAACGAUUGUGAAUCCCCCCCCACGUUCUCUUUAUCCCAGAGAUCUGGCCAGGGGUAUCGGCCAUUAAGAUAUUUUGUUGCAUCUCUCUAGCAAGCAAGGAGUUAAUGGGCCCACUAGAAGCACUUGCCACCGGCAGCUGUUCACGUCGUCACGGGUAAUAUUGUUUCUUGCGCUGGAUCCGUGUGUCAUGUAUGUUUUCCGAUGUCUGUGUUUCAUUGUAAAUAAACGGCUCCCGCAGAAAUUGA
Molecule: messenger RNA, 3234 nt
Organism: Spea bombifrons (plains spadefoot toad)
Lineage: Eukaryota; Metazoa; Chordata; Amphibia; Anura; Pelobatidae
Gene: DNM1L
Product: dynamin 1 like
Exons: 20
Coding region: 106-2316 (736 amino acids)
Biological process (GO): mitochondrial fission; mitochondrial fragmentation involved in apoptotic process
Cellular component (GO): mitochondrion; microtubule; membrane
Molecular function (GO): microtubule binding; GTPase activity; GTP binding
Source: RefSeq, a predicted model, not a curated record